CCGGCGAACACGGAACGCGAAGACGACAGACAUGAAGUUUUUAGUGCUUCUCUGCUUGGUGGCGUGUGUCGCGGCGGACUCUGACGGCUAUUAUGACGACUAUUACAAGUACCCGGGCAGAUACGGCCCGUCACGGUACUAUGGCAAGUAUGAGGGAGGAUAUUAUCCAGAUGACUACAGGUACAAAUCAUACGGCAAGAAUAACUAUCGCUACGACUACCACAUCUACUACCCCUGGGAAAGGGCUCAUCAGGGCAAGUACGAGAGCAACUACGGCGGCCGCACCCGCGGCGGGUACCACGUGAAGCUGCCGUACAGCAAGGUCAACGUCGACUAUGACAUCAAACACGGCUAUGGCAAGGUCCGUACUGGUAGGUAGCACCGCAAGUUCCAUAAAUCAGCAGCAAUCGCUUUGGGAAUCGAAGUGUCCCUAACUGAUAAAAUGAUGGCGGCGGACAGACGCCAAUAGUUACCGACCAGACUACCAUAAUCGUGAAAAGCCAGGUCCGUCUGCUGUGAAUGAGCCGGCGCCCGUGUGCUGGUGGGCUGAGUGCGCAUGCGCGGCCUACAGUUCGCACCACUAAUAUUGCGUCAUGUACCACGGCUGUAUCUGAUAGCCAAGAAUAUGAAUAAAAGACAAAUCAAACCAAAUGGACGGUACAUAUGUAUAUCAUGAAAGCAACUCGAAGAACUAAACAGAUGUAACUUAACCCAGACAUUUGCCCUAACUCGACGCGCAACAAUGCCCGACCGAACAUAGCGUAACGUUAUUUUUGCGGCGUGUAACGAGCAAUGUGAUGCCAGAGGUCAAUGCUAUCUCCAUCCAGAUGAUUACCUUAACGUGAGUGAAUAGAGGCUGGGGACUGGGGAGGUCCGUCAGCUUGGAUUAACCAACUGCAUUGCAAUGCUCUAUUGUUUGUAAAUCUGGCACGAAAACUAAAUACACUGCAUA
Messenger RNA from Pollicipes pollicipes, 952 nucleotides. Its product is annotated as heterogeneous nuclear ribonucleoprotein R. The record is from RefSeq and is a predicted model, not a curated record. The coding region runs from base 32 to 379 and encodes 115 amino acids. The transcript has 3 exons. NCBI's taxonomy places the organism in Eukaryota, Metazoa, Arthropoda, Thecostraca, Pollicipedomorpha, Pollicipedidae.